CCGCCCGCCGGGCAGUCAGCUGACGGGCGCCCGGGAGGCCACGGGCGCCCGGGAGGCCGCGGCCGCAAACAUGGCGGCCGAGAUCCACUCCAGGCCACAGAGCAGCCGCCCGGUGCUGCUGAGCAAGAUCGAGGGCCACCAGGAUGCCGUCACGGCCGCGCUGCUCAUCCCUAAGGAGGACGGCGUGAUCACGGCCAGCGAGGACAGGACCCUCCGAGUAUGGCUGAAGAGAGACAGUGGACAGUAUUGGCCCAGCAUUUACCACACCAUGGCCUCUCCUUGCUGUACCAUGGCUUACCAUCACGACAGCAGACGGAUAUUUGUGGGCCAGGAUAACGGAGCUAUGAUGGAAUUUCACAUUUCUGAAGAUUUUAAUAAAAUGAAUUUUACCAAGACCUACCCAGCUCACCAGAACAGGGUGUCUGCCAUCGUCUUCAGCGCGGCCACCGAGUGGGUGAUCAGCACUGGCCAUGACAAGUGCUUGAGCUGGAUGUGUGUGCGGAGCGGGAGCAUGCUGGGCCGGCACCUCUUCUCCUCCUGGGCCUCGUGUCUCCAAUACGACUUUGAUACUCAGUACGCUUUUGUUGGUGAUUAUUCUGGACAGAUCACCCUGCUGAAGCUUGAGCAGAGCACGUGUUCAGUUAUCACAACCCUCAAAGGACAUGAAGGUAGUGUUGCCUGCCUCUGGUGGGACCCUAUUCAGCGGCUGCUCUUCUCGGGAGCAUCUGACAACAGCAUCAUCAUGUGGGACAUCGGAGGCAGGAAAGGCCGGACGCUCUUGCUUCAGGGCCACCAUGACAGGGUGCAGUCACUGUGUUACCUUCAGCUCACAAGGCAGCUCAUCUCCUGCUCCUCAGAUGGCGGAAUUGCAGUGUGGAACAUGGACGUGAGCAGAGAGGAGGCUCCUCAGUGGUUGGAAAGUGAUUCCUGUCAGAAAUGCGAGCAGCCCUUUUUCUGGAAUAUAAAGCAGAUGUGGGACACGAAGACACUGGGCUUGAGACAGCAUCACUGCCGGAAGUGCGGGCAAGCCGUGUGUGGAAAAUGCAGCAGCAAACGUUCCAGUUACCCGGUCAUGGGCUUCGAGUUCCAGGUCCGAGUGUGUGACUCGUGUUACGACUCCAUCAAAGACGAAGAUCGGACUUCUCUAGCAACCUUCCAUGAAGGGAAACACAACAUUUCACACAUGUCCAUGGACAUCACCCGGGGGCUGAUGGUGACGUGUGGGACGGACCGCGUGGUAAAGAUCUGGGACAUGACGCCUGUGGUGGGCUGCAGUCUGGCGACUGGAUUUUCCCUGCACUGAUCCAAGACCUGGCGAUGGCCCAACCUUACAAACAGUGACCUCCACCUGCCGAAACCCUUCUGUGUAGCUCCAUGGCCACUGUCACGUGAAGGACAGCAGCCACUUAAAGACAUUUUUCUAAAGAAUACAAUAUAAAGGAACUCACCCGUGGGAACCAACUCGGAACGGUCUGUGGCGGUUCCCGAGGAGUGGAAUGGCUUCAUUGAAACUUCCUCGUGAACCGAAGCGCGUGGGUGAGGAGCGUCCCCUCGCGGAGAGAGUUUUAGAGGGGGAAAAAAUUGAACAAAACGUUAAUGUUUAGAACUUUCUUAACACUGUCCCAAGCACAAUCACAUCCACACAGACCAGCAGGCCUUCCGAGGGUCCAGAGGCUCCCAGUUGUCAGAGCAGGAGUUGGGGGAGGACAAAGUGAAGAAGCCAGGGCCCACCCUCCUUGCCGGCAGUGUGCGAAGGUGGCUCUGGCUUCGCCAUACGUGGUGUCUUCGGGUUGUGCCAUAAUCCGCACACAGCAUUUGGUCCAUUUCAGUGGCUUCCCUUCCAGAGAAACCCUUCCAUGUGUCACAGGUAAACCUUUGCAGCUGUCGUGAUGUCAGUCAUGAGACUUGUGUAGCAACCAAGUCCGUCCACAUCCUUCCCUUCCCCCAGUGCACCCUGAGGAUGUUUUUCUAUGGUGCUGUUAACAGGAGAGUCACACAAGUCACCUGACAUUUCCUCGCUGCAGCUAGGAACGACUUAGAAAAGCCAGCUGGUAGCCCGCGGGCGCUGGGAAAUGAUCAGCCUGCUCUGUGGAACAUGUGGCCCUCCUAACAGACACGUUCUGUUCGUAGUCCCAAGACGAGCCCCUGCGAUACUGUGGCAAUUUAAUAUCCUCUUCAGAAAAGUACUCCAAAGCUUUGAAAUGAUGCUGACUGUUAGUCGGAAUGAGUGUUUGCCACAUUCCAUAGGAGGAACUUGGUGGCCAGAGCUAUAAUUAUCAAUCACGUGUUGUAUAGGAAUUCCUAACUGGUAAAUCACUUUCAUCACAACUAGCAAAAAUUAUUUAAAAGCUGUUGUUUUAAACCUUUGAACCCAAGUUCUAGGAUGAGGCAGAGGUUAAGGAAUGGAGAGCCUAUCUUUCAAUAUUAAAACACUUAUCUCUGGGCCGGGGAUUUAGCUCAGUGGUUUCAGUGCCUGCCUUGCAAGUGCAAGGUCCCAAGUUCGAUCCUCAGUACCAAAAAUAUAUAUAUAUAUUUAUCUCUGUGUUUGUUUGUUUGAACAAUGGCACAUGUGUCUAUUCCUUCAGGGCUGUGGGAGUGAGUGUUGAAGGACGUACUUUUUAAAAAAGGGCAAAUGUAAAAACAGACAGGAACAGUAUCUUUGUUAGCCUUACUAAUGGAUAUUGGGUUUUUUUGUUUGUUUUUUUUGUUUUUGGUUCCAGAGAUCAAACUCGGGUCCUUGCACUUGCGAGAUAGGCAGCGAAACCACUGAGCUAAAUCCUCGGCCCCUGGAUAUUGACUUUUUUUUAAAACCUACUGCAUCACUGUGUUGGGUUCAUAUUAAGGCAACAUGGUCGUUCUGUAUGGUGAAACUAGAGGACUAAAUCUGGUUUACAUCCAUGGCUUACAGGGAUAGAAAAGUUCAUGACAGGCAGUUAAGCUAGAGUCUUACUGACUGUGUGAUACAAGUGGAAAGGAAAGGAAAGUCAGUUGGGCACGCUGUAUUCCGGAAGGAUCUGCAUGAAAUCUGAUUGUCUUCAGAAUGAGGCCGGAAGGAAGGCUUUUGUUGUUCUUUAAAUUUUUUGUGUUACAUCAUCUUAAAACAUUGUUUCCUUUAACACUUCUUCAACUCUUUACAAAAUAUAUGUUACUAACAUAAUUUGGAAGGAAAACUGAGUGAUAACUUUUAAAACAUAAUGUUUAACAUUCAAUUUCAUAUAUUAACUUUCAUUCAGUUAAUGGUUUGGUCCAUACAAAGGUUCUAUCCUCGGAUUUUAAGUCCCAAAAGGAAAAUAGAAUGUGAUCGAGUCCUUGCCCUGUGAAAGAGUGCAGAGCUGUGGUUUUUGUUGCCUUUGAACUUCUGUGAAAUGUGACACUCUCAUGUCUGUGGUAAAUUGAAUGGAAUAUCACAGCUGCUGAGAAUAGUGCAUAGCUUUCCAAUAUUUUUAUUUUAAAAUGUUCUUGAUGAAAAACUCUGUUCCAUAAAGAAUGUAAAAGUUGUUUCAGGCCUUUUACAGAGUUAAUAUGAGUCACGGGAGAAAUUUAUAUUUAAGGAAGAAUUUCCUUAAGUAUGUUUUAACAUAGAUUGCUGUCCACCUAAGCCUACAAUCUCUUUUCUUUUCAAAAACAUGUUUCUGUUACACGUUAGGCAGCAAAUGGGGUAAUAUUUUUUAUAGGAGUGGGGAAAAAUUAUUUUCUCAGUUGUACUGACAAGGCAUACAAAGAAGGUACAGAUAGUCUCAUAGUUAUUUUGACUUUCUCAUGAAUGGGUCACCUAAUAUAGUUCUUCAAGUGACAGUUUCCUGUUCUUUCCUUUCCCGAAUCUUCAGGCUAAUUUGUAUGAAUAGGGAUUGAGAAGUACAGAAUAUUAGAGAAGAUGCUUAUAUUCAGCUCUUGUACAUAUGUAACGAGGAAAUGCCGGUUCUUCAUCAUCAACACAUUUUAAAAUUGUCUAUUAGUCCAAGUGAUAGAAGUACCCCUAAUAGCAUUACAUAGAAACAAAUUAUUAUUCAUUAUACUGUAUUGUAAAUCUGUUUACUACGCCCUAUUUCUGUCUUGCUCCCUGGAGGAUAUAAGCAGAAAAUAAUGUAUUGCUUUAGAAGAUAUUACUUUGUUCCCUCCCAUAGCAAUUCAAUUUGUUCGUAUCUGUUUUUUAAACGGUUGAAUCCCAACCCAAAUAUGUGAUGUGUACUAUAGCAGCUCAGAUCCAAGGAGAUAUUUUCUAAAAUCAAUUUUCUUUAAAGUACUUUCUGCUUCCAUUUCUGGAUCUGGUAUCUCCUAAAAAGUAAGAAACCAGUUACUAUUAGUGAUAAAUCAUCUGCUCAUUAUCAAUGUGAGGUUUAACAAGUAAUACAUGCUGCAUUUAUUCAACUGUUUAUUGCUUAAUUGUUAAUUGUGAGCAGAUUAUUGAAUGCCUCCUCCAUAUUUCUGCAGUUUCCUAUACAUAACUCUUUGAGUAAGCUGAAGUUUAAUUGUGCAGCACAUUUGUAGUAGAGUACAAAUAAAGUGUUUUUCUCUACAACCUUUUUUGACCCGGAAACAAAAGGUGAUGUUAACUAGUACACUUUGUUUUUAUACUAGCCAUGUUUCUAUGAGAUAUGAUGCCCUGUGUAUCCCAGAGAGGCUAGAAAACUUUGUUCUUUGCUCCUAUUUGUGGGUGCGUUUUUGUGGGGGAUUUUGGAGAAUAUGCAUACAAUAAAAUAUCCCUUGCUUGUUACUGUGCUGCUUAAUCGAGCUUUUCUUACGUUUAAUCUAGACCUAGGGCAAUAAUAGUAUCAGUCAUUUAUUUGACACCUUCUGUGUGCUGGUUGCUUUACCUGCAUUGUCUCACUCAAUCUUGGCAACGCUCUGCAUGGCCUUAUUUUCCCCCAUUCAUGUUUCACAGACAAGGAAACCACAAAGAUUCUGUCUCUCUGUCCAUCUGCCUGACACAGACAUGUGCCACCUACCCGGCCUCCCCACACUCAGCGUGUCCUGGUCUCCGUGCGAGGCUGUGGGCACCGUGCACUUGCAGAGUGAGAGGGCCAGUGUGCAACAUCAGUCAGUGUAGGCAGGGUGCUCAGGCCCUCGGGCUGCCCUGCCCGGAGCUUUGGGGGACACUGGUCCCCUCUUCUCCCCGAAGCCAUUCAGGCUGGUCAGUUAGGACUCAGUGGUGCAGACCCAGAGCUGAUUCCUCAGCUAACGCAGUGAGGUUGUCUUAGCCAGUCUGUUACUGUGUGUUCUUCAGAAACAGUUACAGCUUGCUUUUAGCAUCAAUGUAUUUUUUAUAAUAGAAAAAGAAACGAUACUACCAAAUAAUAUGAAGCAAGUUUACUACCACCCAAAGAAAACAUUAAACAUACUGUAUAUCUUUCUGAUGUUUUUAAAAAUACAUAUGUAACACACACCUAGAGAUCACUGUAAUGGGAAUGUACUUAUUUUUCCACUUGGUACCUUAUUCAUAGUUUACGUAUGUUAAAAAAUAGAUUUCCAUGUGAAUAUUUUUAAUUGGUGCGUGGUUGUAGUGCAUAAUGGCCGUGGCUUUCUGGGCUCUCGGUGGGAUCCUGUGUCUGCAGCACUUGGAGGUCUAGUUAGACUUGUGAUCUGCUAGGCAAAUGCAGUAGGGGCAGAAGCCUUUCAUUGCUGAUGAGAGACUGCAGUGACAUUUGUUCAUGGAGGUCGUGGAGAGAGAAGUGUGAGUGACUGUGUGUGUGUGGGGGGGGGUGUUAACUGCAGCCUGAUCUAGCCUGUAUGUAUAGCAAUAUUCUGCUUUUCAUCAUGAGAUAAACCAUUGCUUUUUUCACCAGUCCUAAGUUGCACUUAGAUUAUAAAGGUUGAAUAUCUCUUAUCUGACAUGCUUAGGAGCAGAAGAGAUACCGGAUUCUGGGGUUUUCUGGAUUCUGAACUAUCUAUAUAGACUUUACUGGUUCAGUAUCCCUAAUCCUGAAGUCUGUCAAAGUUUGAAACUUUUUGAAUGCUGACAUGACACUUGUGGAUCAUUCCAGAUUUGGGGUUUUCAGAUUUCAACCUGUGUAUGUUUAGAUUAUUUAUCCUAUUUUUGUGAGACAAGGUCCUACUAUGUAGCCUAGGCUGGCCUUGAACUCUUGAUCCUUCUGCCUCAGCCUCCCAAGUGUUAGGAGUAUAGGGAUGUACCACCAUGUCCAGUUUUUUUUAGCAUUUUAAUUAAAACAUUAAAUAAGACACUAAGCACAACAUCUUUGUAUGUCUAGCUUUGCCCAUUUUUCCUUAAAUUCUUAAAAGUAGGAAUUGGUUUAAGCUCUGACAAUUCAAACUCUGGUCUGUAUGACCUCAGAAUCCAUCCUCAUUUUUCUAGUACCAUUUCUGGCUCUUUCAUAUUUGAAACAUUUAUAUAUAUAUGUAUGUAUGUAUGGAAUUUGACACUAUGCAGAAAAAGCAACUGGAAUUUGUUUACAACAUUAGCAGGGCACUGUGGUUUUGUACAUUAGUAUAUUCUCUGGAAGCGUGAGGUCUAAGGCCAGGAGACACGCUAGAACUCUGCUCACCAUUCAUUUUCUUUUCCUUCUAGAAUCAUGAGUUGGUGGUGGCACUGGUAGGUAACUUCUGUGGUGAUCAUACCAAGUUUACUACAAACUGAUCAUUCACUUCAAUAUGUCUGAAGGAACAGUGAUUCUCAAUCUGUUUUAUGAUACCUAUUUUACUUUUAUUUGAAUUAGAUGAAUGUUAAUGCAUAGCAAAGAAUGUAGGGAGUGUCACCAGAUCAAGCUAAGAAAAUUUAAACUUGGGAAUCACUUUUCUAGGUUAUGGCAGUUAAAACCAUGAGACUCUUCUUCGGUUUUUGAGACAGGGUCUUGCUCCAUAGUUCAGACCGACCUUGAACAUUGUAGGCCACGCUGGCCUUGAACUCAGCGAUCCUCCUGCCUCAGUGCUGGGAUUACAGGCAUGUACCACUGCAUCCGGCAAAGCCAUGACACUCUUUAAGGAAUUUUUACAUAAAUUUUCCCUUGUUCCUAUAGUGUUUGAGAAUUGUCAGUUUCUUUACAAACUCUACCAUGAAAAUUAAACCCAACCAGUGACGUCCCAAAACAAUCCCAUGAUUUUAGUAUUUCUGUGUGUCAUUACCUUAUUAAAUAAAUAUGAUGUUAAA
Molecule: messenger RNA, 7102 nt
Organism: Heterocephalus glaber (naked mole-rat)
Lineage: Eukaryota; Metazoa; Chordata; Mammalia; Rodentia; Bathyergidae
Gene: Wdfy1
Product: WD repeat and FYVE domain containing 1
Biological process (GO): positive regulation of toll-like receptor 3 signaling pathway; positive regulation of toll-like receptor 4 signaling pathway
Cellular component (GO): early endosome
Molecular function (GO): metal ion binding; protein binding
Source: RefSeq, a predicted model, not a curated record